This is a messenger RNA of Megalobrama amblycephala (Wuchang bream), 1905 nucleotides long. It is a transcript of the gene memo1, whose product is annotated as mediator of cell motility 1. The transcript has 9 exons. Lineage: Eukaryota; Metazoa; Chordata; Actinopteri; Cypriniformes; Xenocyprididae. Bases 298 to 1191 code for a protein of 297 amino acids. The record is from RefSeq and is a predicted model, not a curated record.
GAAGCCGAGAUGGGCCAAACCAGCCCAUCCGGAUAACAGAGACAAACUUGGCAGCGAGCGGAUGAACUGGUUGGAUCUUUGUUCUUCACAGCUAGACUAUCAACCUCUUUAUUUUUGCAUAUCGUCACUUAUAUGUAUCACAUUUAUAUCAAGAUAUAAAAUACUCCUUCUUUGGGCACGCAGCUUCAGAACAGGCAGAUACUUUUUGGGCUAGCAUAUUUUCCUAGUGUUUUUAGUUCAUUCUCCCCCCCACCGACGAGGUUUUAUUGGACCAAGAUAGGCGGCGCGGGCACCAAGAUGUCGAACCGGAUGGUGUGCAGAGAAGCGAGCCACGCCGGCAGCUGGUACACGGCCUCAGGAUCCCAGCUUAAUGCACAACUCGAGGGCUGGUUAUCUCAAGCACAAUCCACAGCUGGUCCAGCUAGAGCCAUAAUAGCACCGCACGCUGGCUACACCUACUGCGGCGCGUGUGCCGCUCAUGCCUACAAGCAGGUGGACCCCUCGAUCACUCGGAGGGUGUUCAUUCUCGGCCCCUCUCACCAUGUGCCGCUGUCUCGCUGUGCCCUCUCCCCCGCCGAGGUCUACAGAACGCCACUGUAUGACCUGAGGAUCGACCAGAAGGUUUACGCUGAUCUGUGGAAAACAGGCAUGUUUGAGAGGAUGAGUCUGCAGACAGACGAAGAUGAACACAGCAUUGAGAUGCACCUGCCUUAUACCGCUAAAGCCAUGGAGAGCCAUAAAGAUGAGUUCAGCAUCGUCCCUGUGCUGGUGGGAGCUCUGAGUGAAUCUAAAGAGCAGGAAUAUGGCAAGCUGCUAAGCAAAUACCUGGCUGACCCCUCCAAUCUCUUCAUCAUCUCCUCUGACUUUUGCCACUGGGGUCAACGUUUCCGUUACACCUACUACGAUGAAAGUCAAGGAGAGAUCUACAGAUCUAUCGAGCACCUUGACAAAAUGGGAAUGGGAAUUAUAGAACAAUUGGACCCCAUCUCCUUUAGCAAUUAUUUGAAGAAAUAUCAUAAUACUAUUUGCGGUCGCCAUCCCAUCGGCGUUCUUCUAAAUGCCGUGGCAGAACUGAAAAAGAACGGCAUAGACAUGAACUUCUCUUUCCUAAACUAUGCGCAGUCAAGCCAGUGCCGAAACUGGUCGGACAGCUCUGUGAGUUAUGCUGCUGGAGCUCUGAUCGUUCAUUGAGGUGAACUUUCCAAGGAGCCACGGAGCCUCCUAGAAGACCCCAUCCCCUCCUACCCGUCCUUUUCCUGACCACAUAUCCCCAUCCCUCCCCACCUCUUCUUAUAGGAAGGACAUGCAAAGCUUGUCCCAGCUGGGAAUCCUCAUACACACCCCGAAUCGAGAUGUAACAUUAGAUACUAACCUCUUCUUCCUCCAGCUUUCCCUGUACCCUGUUUUCCACGUGAGGCAACUCGGAUGAUGCUAUAGCUUGAAGUUCAGCCAGUUUUGUUUGGGUGUUGCAAGGUCAGAUUUUUGGCUGGGUUUUUUUGUUGUUGUUUGUUGGGGCUAGAAUCCGCUUUUGACCCUCCAAGGACUUUAGAUAUCCAAUGAGCCCUUGUGUAAUUUAAAAGCAAGACACACUUAAAGUUUAAAUAAAGUAAAAGAAAUAAAACCAUCGACAUUUCACUCUUUUUGCAAGUUUGCAUAAUCUACAUGAUAAAUGACAUGUCUCACCUAAUGAUAAAUAAUUUGAACAAGGAAGUUGACAGACUGCAACAUGCCCAUGUACACCCUGAGAAUUGUAGUAACAGCUACUGCAUUGGUCCUGUUGUAGUUUUUAAAGGGCUACACAAUACCCACUAACCCUCCACUGUACUGGAUAUACCAAAAAAUAGUUUUUCUUUCAUCUAAUUAUCUUUUAUUGUAGUCAAAUUAAAGUCUUUUUUCUGAUUCUUA